Messenger RNA from Acanthosepion pharaonis, 1020 nucleotides. The record is from the annotation of a GenBank genome assembly. NCBI's taxonomy places the organism in Eukaryota, Metazoa, Mollusca, Cephalopoda, Sepiida, Sepiidae.
AUGAAAGCUUCUGUUUUAUCUAUUUUUGUUUUUCUGAUAAUUUGCAUGACAGUAUCCAGCGCUUUAGAUUGUCCCAUAAUGUUUCAGGGAAUUAAAGGCCAUAGCGCUUGCCUUGCCAAAUCUCCGGAUUAUGUCUCUGGCAGCAUCUCUAAAGAGGACAUAAAUCUUAUUUUGAAUGAACAUAAUAAGUACAGGGCCUCAGUGGACCCCCCAGCUUGUAAUAUGUUGAAAGUGUACUGGAAUGACAAUUUGGCUUAUGUUGCUCAGAAAUGGGCGCAAAACUGUAAAUUCAGUCAUGACAAAUUUUUAGCCCGAUAUAUCCCAGGAGACUUCGCGGCUGGACAGAACUUAGGAAAGGGAUUCGGCAGUUGGUCAGAUUGUAUUGCCGCUUGGUACAAUGAGAAGAAAGAUUUCAUUUACAACGGAACAGUCACCUUUGCAAAAGUUGGACAUUAUACACAGCUGGUAUGGGGAACAAGUUCAGCGAUUGGCUGUGGAUAUGCUAAAUGCAAAGAUUUCCCUAUAUACGUUUGUAAUUAUGGCCCAAGCGGAAACAGUCAAGGAAGUAUAAACCGUCCAUAUGAAAAGUGUAACGAGAAGAAACCAUUGAAAGAUUGUAAUGGUAAAUUCUGCAAGAAUGAUGGUGCCAUGAAGUCAGAUAAUUGUGAAUGUAACUGCAAGCCAUACAAACAUAUUUAUGGACCUGAUUGCAGCGUUAAUUGUACGGCAAAAGAUGAAGCCCUAUGUCAAAAUGUAUUCGAUGAAAAAUCCUGCUCAUUUAGCAAUGUUCCUGCUAUGUGCCCCUGGUUGUGUAAGAUAUGUCCUUACCUAGACCAAAAGAAAUCAGAAAAUAAAACUAGCCCUAAACCAACAACCAUGUGGCCAUAUUGGUCAACAGAAACAUCUACUAUUCAAUCAAGCAAAACGACUUGGCCAGGAUCUUCAGGUACUGCUGUAUUCAAGCAUUCAAUGAUGUCCACUUUGUCACUGAUGAUGCUUAUCCUGAUGGUACUGACAUAA